AUGAUCUCUCUUGGCUUGUAUAUCGAUGGUCACCUGGUUCCAGGUCUACAACAGAAAAAGAAAAGAUACAACCAGGAUGGCGAUUUUAUUAUCGGAGGACUCAUCACUGUAAAUGUGGCCUCAACGCUUACCACUUAUGAUUAUCGACUGCGUCCUGCUGAAUUAAACACAUAUACAUGUGUUAAGAUAAAUCUUAUGUCCUACCAGAAUUUGGUGGCCUUCAUAUUUGCAAUUUCUGAGAUAAAUGAGAAUCUGGAAAUUCUUCCUAAUAUAACUCUUGGAUUCUAUACUGCAGACCCUUGUUUUAGUGAAAAUUAUGCAGUGAAGGGAAUACUUAACAUCAUUUCAACAGAAAAAGCAUCUUCAGCUAUACCUAACUAUCGUUGCGGAACAUCAAUGAAACUGGUGGGAUUCGUGGAUGGUAUAUCUUCCAAAGUGACUCUCCUGCUGGCCAGAAUGUUUGGUUCUUACAAAAUUCCACAGAUUAGCUACUCAUCGUUGGAUUCCACCCUAAGUGAUAAAGUCCAGUUUCCAUCUUUCUACCGCACUGUCCCCAAUGAAAAUAUCCAAUACAAGGCAAUAGUCAAGUUGCUUAGAUAUUUUGGCUGGUCCUGGGUCGGAAUGUUGGUUUCCGAUGAUGAGUCUGGAUUGAAGGCCAGUCAAGUGCUUCAGGAGGAGCUCUCUCUACAUGGAUACUGUGUUGCUUUUUUGGAAUUUCUCCCGUAUCGUAAUAAAUUAGCUGAUGCAUUAAAAGCAAGAAUUGCUAAAAUUUUGAAAACCACCAAAGCUAAUGCUAUUGUUAUUUAUGCUGAUCAAGACUAUGUAUUUCAAUUACAAACCUUAUUAUACAUGUAUCCGAGUCCUGAGAAGAUCUGGAUCAUCUCCUACCAUUGGAAUUUGGCUGAGGGAGUUGAAUUCAGUUUUCUAAGCUUUGAGCCAUUCAACGGCAGUUUGUCUUUCACGAUUCAUACAAAAACAAGUCCAAACUUUGAAGAUUUCUCUCAAAAUGUUAAUCCUGUCAGUUAUCCAAAUGAUUUCUAUAUUAAUCGUGUAUGGAUGGAGCUUUAUGACUGCAAUUAUAUAAGAAAGAGUGGUGACUUUGAAUUAUGCAUGGGCAAUGAGACAAUCCGAUCUAAAGAAUACAGAAAUAUCCAUAAAUACAUGUCUCAAUACAGUUAUACUAUAUACAACGCAGUAUAUGCUUUGGCACAUGCUUUGCAUGAAUUGACCUCUGAAUUCAAUAAGGAGCACAUUAUAAAUGAGAUCCAAGCAUGGAAGGUUAAUAAAUACUUAAAAAACAUGCAUUUUAUAAACACAGCAGAGGAAGAUAUUUAUUUUGAUGAAAAUGGAGAUUUUAAUUCUCAACUUGACAUUUUGAACUGGAUUGUAAACCCAGACCAAUCUAUUGAUACCAUUAAAGUUGGACACUAUAAUCAACAAUCUCUCCAAGACCUAACAAUAAAUAAGGAAAUGAUAACGUGGAAUCCAGCAUUUCAACAGACCCAGCACUCAGUGUGCAGUGAAAGCUGUAUCCCUGGGUACAGAAAAUCCUACAAACAAUCCCGAUUCUCCUGUUGCUACGAUUGUGUCCAUUGUCCUCAAGGUGAAAUAACCAAUGACACAGAUAUGGAAACAUGUACAAAGUGUCCAGACCGUCUAUGGCCUAAUGAGAAGAAAGACACAUGUAUCCCUAAACUCAUAACAUACCUCUCCUAUGAAGAUCUACUUGGUGAAUCUCUGGCUGUGGCAUCAGUGUUGUUAUUUCUUAUCACUUGUUUGGUUACAACUAUUCUCAUAAAACACCGAAAUACCCCAGUUGUGAAAGCCAACAACCGAGAUCUAAGCUUCAUUCUUCUCGUCUCUCUAAAAAUUUGUUUUUUAUGUUCUUUGCUAUUUAUUGGUUAUCCACAUAAAUUAACUUGUAUUCUAAGACAAACUGUGUUUGGAAUAAUUUUCUCCAUCUCUGUCUCAUCCAUUUUGGCCAAAACAGUGACAGUUAUUAUUGCAUUUAAUGCGACCAAGCCGGGAAGCAAGUUAAAAAACUGGGUUGGAUCCAGAUCUUCUAAUUCCAUUUUACUGUGUUGUUCCUUGAUACAAGUAAUAAUAUGUUGUGCAUGGUUAGGAAUUUCUCCUCCUUUCCCACAUGAAAAUAUGGAAGUUGAAGUUGGGACGAUAGUAGCUGAAUGUAAUGAUGGGUCACAGAUUGGAUUUUAUAGUGUGCUGGGUUACAUGGGAUUUCUGGCCUUUGUUAGUUUCUUUAUAGCUUUUUUAGCUCGGAACCUUCCUGAUAUGUUCAACGAAGCCAGGUUUAUCACAUUCAGCAUGUUAGUAUUCCUCAGUGUGUGGAUCUCCUUUAUCCCAGCCUAUCUGAGCACCAAAGGGAAGUACGUUGUGGCUGUGGAGAUAUUUGCAAUCCUGACAUCUAGCACUGGGUUGCUGGGGUGUAUAUUUAUUCCCAAGUGUUAUGUUAUACUUAUUAGACCAGAAAGAAACACUAGGGCAUUCAUGAUAAAACAAUAA
Messenger RNA from Pelobates fuscus (common spadefoot toad), 2520 nucleotides. Its product is annotated as vomeronasal type-2 receptor 26-like. Gene Ontology annotation, biological process: G protein-coupled receptor signaling pathway. Gene Ontology annotation, cellular component: plasma membrane. Gene Ontology annotation, molecular function: G protein-coupled receptor activity. The record is from RefSeq and is a predicted model, not a curated record. NCBI's taxonomy places the organism in Eukaryota, Metazoa, Chordata, Amphibia, Anura, Pelobatidae. Bases 1 to 2520 code for a protein of 839 amino acids. The transcript is spliced from 7 exons.